Cariama cristata (Red-legged seriema) is the source of this 678-nucleotide messenger RNA. It is a transcript of the gene MESD, whose product is annotated as mesoderm development candidate 2. The record is from RefSeq and is a predicted model, not a curated record. NCBI's taxonomy places the organism in Eukaryota, Metazoa, Chordata, Aves, Cariamiformes, Cariamidae. The annotation marks the transcript as partial. The transcript has 2 exons. Gene Ontology annotation, biological process: protein folding. Gene Ontology annotation, molecular function: low-density lipoprotein particle receptor binding.
AAGGAUGAUGACAUUGAAGAGGGAGAUCUUCCCGAACACAAGAGGCCUCCAGCACCAAUAGAUUUCUCAAAAAUUGAUCCAGGCAAGCCUGAAAGUAUCCUGAAGCUGACGAAAAAGGGGAAGACUUUGAUGAUGUUUGUCACGGUGUCGGGAAGUCCCACAGAAAAGGAGACGGAAGAAAUCACUAGCCUGUGGCAGGGCAGUCUCUUCAAUGCAAACUAUGAUGUACAAAGGUUUAUUGUUGGCUCAAAUCGUGCCAUCUUCAUGCUACGUGAUGGCGGUUAUGCCUGGGAGAUCAAAGACUUUCUGGUAAAUCAAGAAAGGUGUGCAGAUGUUACUCUGGAAGGUCAAGUUUAUCCUGGCAAAGGAGCAGAAGAAAGUGAGAAAGUGAAAAACAAAACAAAACCUGAAAAAGCAAAGAAGAAAAAAGAUGCAGACAAGAAAUCUAAUAGCAUCAAAGAGGACAACCGAGCAACCAACCAGAGAGAGGAUCUAUGACGGAUGCGGUGACCAGACUGAAUGCUGCUCUGCUAUUCCUUGAAGGGAAACUAAUUUUUCAUACAAUUCCUGGCUUUACUGUGGGGAGAAGGAGGGAAGCAGAGAUUACUGAGGUUAAAAGACUUCUAUGUUGAAAUACACCGGUUUACUUAUUAAUAUUGGCCAUUUGUUUAGUUACAG